Messenger RNA from Episyrphus balteatus (marmalade hoverfly), 2760 nucleotides. RefSeq names its product NF-kappa-B inhibitor cactus (gene cact). The record is from RefSeq and is a predicted model, not a curated record. The transcript is spliced from 7 exons. The coding region runs from base 667 to 2283 and encodes 538 amino acids. NCBI's taxonomy places the organism in Eukaryota, Metazoa, Arthropoda, Insecta, Diptera, Syrphidae. Gene Ontology annotation, molecular function: protein binding.
UUCCAUCCAACCAAAUCAGUUUUAACGAGACAGCGAACGAUUUGAGAAGUGUUGAUUAAAAAGUGCUCUUCCGUCGCCCCUUUUAAACUAAUAUAUAAAAAAAAAAUACAUAAAUUCUUACCAGCAAAAUACCAAUUUGCAUAAACAUCUCAUUUGAAAUUCUACAAAACACAAAAUUUCAAAUUAAAUUAAAACAAAAAACUUCCUGACUCUCUUGUCUUAAAAAAAAAAUACUAAAAAAAAAACAGUGUUAAAACUUGUUUUUUGUCUAUUGAAAAAUAAAGACAAAAAUAAAUAAAAAGGAGAAAACAACUCUCGUAGCCAUAUUGGAAUUAAAUAAAUAAAAAAAAAAAAACUAAUUAAAACACCAUUCUCCUCUCUCUCCUCUACACAAAACCCAUCAUCUUUCUGUCGUCACUCACGCCGUCAGUCGUUUCGUCGCAGUUUGCAAAAAAAAACAAAAAGAAACAAAAAAAAAUUGAAUUUAAUCCGAGUAGCAAAAUUCGCGUAAAUAGAUGUUACUCACACAGAUACAAACGUAUUCAGUUUCCCAGACGAUAGUCAUUCGGUAAACUGUUGCACAUAAAUUUCAUUCUAACCUAAAAAACAAGAACCUUUAUUAAAUAAACUAGUAAAAAAAAAAAAACUUCUGUCAAUUUGUUGAUAAUGUGGAACCAAAAUCAAAAUAGUGAUAACAACAACAAAAACAAGCAGCAGGAUGUUUCUGUUGUUGCAUCAGAAACAACUACUACAAACAACUUUGUUGAGAAGAAAAUUGUUGUAGAAACAUCAAAGGCAGGGCAACAGCAACAUUUGCAUUCUGCAUCUGGCAACGGGAAAACGGGUGUUGGUGGUAGUGAAAGUAAUAAUUUCGAUCAUUCUACCACCAGCAAGGACAAGGACAACUACACUUCUUCAACAAGUGAAGGAGCAAUUGAUUCUGGAUUUUUAUCUGGUCCACAAUUAUCUGAAGAUUUUGAAGAAGAAGAUUUUGGUAAUAGUCAUCGUGGUCAUUCUUCUUCUGGAGGAGGAAAUAAAUCAAUUAAUCAUCCACCAGUUCAAUUAAAUAUUGUACAUUCAAAACAAAAAAAAUCCACAGAAAAUUAUUUAGAUUCUGGUUGUAUUGACGAAGAUUUUGACGACGAAGACGUUGAAGUUGAAUUAGAACCAAAAGUUGGUGGAGGACAUUCACAUUCACGUCCAGCUAUAACAACAACAGCUGCUUCACCACAACAACGUGGUGGUAGUGGAACCCAACAGGACGACGACGAACAAAUGAUUUUGGAUAAAGGUGUUGACUCCGGUGUAUCGGAGUGGUUUUGUAAAUUAACUCUGAGAGAUCCAAAUCAACAAGUUAAUAAUUUGGGAACAACUCAAAGAGUAGCUGGAAGUGGAACAACAACAAAUAAUAGCAACAGUGAUAUGGCAUCAUGGGAAAUUUAUUAUCAACAAAAUAAUGAAGGCGAUACACAAUUGCACCUGGCUUGUAUAACUGGUUAUGUUGAUGUUGUUGCUGCUCUAAUUCGUAUGGCACCACAUCCAUGUCUAUUCAAUAUACAAAAUGAUGAAGCACAAACCAGCCUCCAUUUGGCUGUGAUUUAUGGACAACCUAAAAUUUUACGAAUGCUUUUAAUUGCAGGCGCUGAGCCCACAGCUCGAGAUCGUCAUGGCAAUACUCCUCUCCAUUUAGCCUGCAUUUCCGGUGAUACACAAUGUGUCAAAGCUCUCACAAUACCAAUCAGUGCAUCAGAAAUAAAUGAAGCCCAUCGUUCUUAUGGUCACCUGAGUAGUGACAAAACAACAUCUUACCUCGAUUGUGCACGUCUACCAGCUGAUUUGGAAAUUCGUAAUUAUGAUGGUGAAAGAUGCGUACAUUUGGCAGCACAAGGUGGUCAUAUUGAUAUCCUGAGACAUUUAGUUUGGUUUGGAGCUGAUAUUAAUGCUAGGGAAGGCAAAUCAGGACGUACAUCAUUACAUAUCGCCAUUGAAUGUUGCAAUGAGAUAUUAGCCAAUUUCCUACUCGAGGAAUGUUCAACAUUAAAUAUUGAAACAGCAACAUAUGCCGGUCUAACAGCUUACCAAGUGGCAUGUAUUCUUGACAAUCCAAUUAUGCAAAAUCAUUUAGAAAAGAAUGGCGCCCAGACACUUACACCUCCGGAUAGUGAUUAUGAUAGUAGCGACAUUGAAACAGAUUUAGAUGAUUCGCAGAUGUACAGUCGCUUUGGAGAUCCUCGUUAUUUUGCCAACUAUAAUGGAGGAGGAAAUCCAAUUAAUGUCGCAUAAUUAUUAUAUUUUUGAUUUCGUUACUCGAAACCAAUGCACUUUCCGAAAAUAGUGUAUUUUACAACACUCUCUCUCAAAACAAUAAUAAAAAAAAUAAAAUAAAUAAAUAAAUAAAUAAAAAGAAAGAAAAAAUUUCAAAAAUUUUAAUUCAACGAAUAUUAUAAUUUUAGAAACCAAUAAAUUGUUCGAUAAAUAUUAUUUUUAAAAUGUACCUAAUUUAAUAAGUAAUGAGAGCACAUCAGUAUUUAAACUAACAACAAUCCAGACAAUUUCUUUAAAGAAAAAUUUAUAAACAAAUAAAGAAAAAAAAUUAUACGCAAUUUCCAGUUUGAAUAUAUAUAAAAAAAAAAAUACUAAACAAACGCAAGUGCCUUAAAAUGUUUAAUAUAUUUUUUUCUCCUAACAAAUGUAAACAUUUUUUAUUUUAAAAUUUUCGAUUUACAAAAAAAAAAUAAAUAAACUCGCCUACAUAGGAAA